UCAGUAGCAACACGUGGUUGGUCCUGUUUACCCCGAGCUCUCAACGGAGAGUCUCUCUAUAAGUUUUGUUUGUGUUAGUUGUUUAAAAUGGAAAAACAAAUGCUGAUUUCAGCUGUCCUUCGUUAUUUUUGCAUGGUUUUCUUACUGGUGCUGGUCACCUGCAGCGGGCCACUGGUCGGAUCUUCCUCCAAUGCUCUGCACAAACCGGGUGACUUCACCUACCCGUACAGCAGCAUCUUCUCCCCGCUGCUCAAAGCCCUGUCAGAGCACGGAGGGUCGAGGUGGAACCAGGAGCUUAAGAAAAAGAUCAAACCCGAGCACAGGUACAUAAAAUAUCUGACGGAGGUUUACAAGAAGUCCUCCAGAGUGCAGAGAAGUUUGGAUGGGAAUAAAACCUACAACACACUCCGACUGAUCAAGCCACAAGAAGAAUGUCUGGCACAAAGUUAUAAAGAGAGUUUUAUGCAGGAUCUUUCCUACAGCCUUGACCAAGUUAGAAGAAAAGAGCAGCUCCUGAAGUCCACCCUGCUGUACAGUUUUGACCAUGACCUAGCAGCACCCGUCAAAUAUGUAUGCUACCUGAGUCUCGAGAAGCGCGAGCACCUAAACCAGUGUCCUCUUUGUCCGAGGGUCCACCACGCUGGGAACUUCACAGUCAGAACAGAUGGGGGGAGCAAUAGGAAUUGGGUGGAGGUCGAUGUCACCUCGUUUCUCCGGCCUCUCUUAAAGUUUCACAAGAAGAAUAUACACCUGCACAUUAAUGUCACCUGCCCAGGGGAACAAAAAGCCAGUAAUGAUGGGCGCAAAUACUCCCUAGAUUUCACCCUGAAGUCCCCUCUUCUGCUCCUUUAUCUCAAUGACACCAGCAAAGUCGUCAACCAAAGGUUUUUGGACAAUUCCAUCGUGGGUCAAAGGCCAGAAACUGUAGCAAACCCUUUUCACAAGCAGAUGACUUUCAAAACAGAGCAGAGGAUUGGGCGAAAGAGAAGAUGGAAGAGGGAAUCUCCAAAGAGCAAACAAGCCGAUAAAAUUCUGGAAAUCCAGCUGCCUGAGCUUCUCCCCAGCUCUGAAUUCCAGACAAGCGACUGUGACCUGUAUGAUUUCAGGGUGCGAUUCAGCCAGCUUAAACUGGAACAUUGGAUUGUUUUUCCACCAAAGUACAACCCCAGGUACUGCAGCGGUGUCUGCCCGAGGUCCGUGGGAUUCUUCUACGGCUCGCCUGUCCACACCAUGGUGCAAACCAUCAUCUAUGAGAACCUUGACUCCUCUGUGCCACGGCCCUCGUGCAUCCCCUCCCAUUACAGCCCCUUGAGUGUCAUGAUCUUUGAAAAGGAUGGCUCCUAUGUUUACAAGGAGUUGGAAGAUAUGAUUGCCACCAGAUGCACGUGUCGCUAAGCUAGCUGCCAACAUGUCUGUUCUUUUUUCCUCCUUUUUUACAGGUUUCCUAGAACGUCAACACAAACCCCUUCAGCCGUCCUCACCGGUGGAUACUUUGACUAGGCUCAGUGAUUUCAUGAAUUUAUAAAAAUCAUUGUGCGUGAAGUUUGAUCUGGAGCAGGUGUGUUUACUUAAUCAAGUGUGUAUACUUAAACAAAAUGUAUUUUAUCCUAGAGAAAAAUGUGGAAAUGUGACUUUUUUUUGUGAAGGUGUAGAAAGGCUGCCAAAUGGAUCCUAUUCUUCAACUCUGACACACUUUAAGAAGAAAAAUAUGUGUUGUAUGAUUUUUUUAAGUUAUAUUUCUGUUAAUUUAUUUUGGGUUAGUGGUCUGUCAUUAUUCUUUAAUUUCACACAGUUGCCAAGUUUUAAGUAGACCAUUUUAUUCCUGGGGAUUAAUGAUAACUGUCUAAAUGGUAACUGUCUUCAUAAUGUCCAGAAUGAAAGUUGUCAAGGUUUCAGUGUGUAUUUAUUACUUCUGUUCACUGCGUGACUGCAUAGGAAGCCUACAGUAUGGAUUGAGUGCAUACUUGUGAAUUUGUGCUUAUUGAAUAAGACUAAAUGCUUGUCAUGUCUAUUUAUGCAGAUUUCAUGAAUUCACUGUAUAUAUGUGCUCGGUUAAAGGAUAUUCAAAAGAGUGAAAAUAUGAAGACAUUGUUUGAAAAGUUUCAAAAAUAAAAAAAAAAUGA
Eleginops maclovinus (Patagonian blennie) is the source of this 2123-nucleotide messenger RNA. It is a transcript of the gene gdf9, whose product is annotated as growth differentiation factor 9. The record is from RefSeq and is a predicted model, not a curated record. Lineage: Eukaryota; Metazoa; Chordata; Actinopteri; Perciformes; Eleginopidae. Bases 88 to 1395 code for a protein of 435 amino acids. Gene Ontology annotation, cellular component: extracellular region. Gene Ontology annotation, molecular function: growth factor activity; cytokine activity. The transcript has 2 exons.